This is a messenger RNA of Penicillium subrubescens, 720 nucleotides long. RefSeq names its product p-loop containing nucleoside triphosphate hydrolase protein. NCBI's taxonomy places the organism in Eukaryota, Fungi, Ascomycota, Eurotiomycetes, Eurotiales, Aspergillaceae. The record is from RefSeq and is a predicted model, not a curated record. Bases 1 to 720 code for a protein of 239 amino acids. The transcript has a single exon.
AUGGACAGAUACCAAGUCAAUCUUAUUGACACCCCGGGCUUUGACGACACCAAGAUGGAGGAAUCGCAUGUACUAGCCAUAAUUACCGACUACCUUAAGAGCGGUGUUCGCCUUUCGGGAAUUUUAUAUCUACAUCCCCUCAACCGUGGACGAAUGGGUUGGGCUGCGACAAGAAAUCUGGGAAUGAUUCAGAACUUGGUUGGGCCAGAAAACAUGAAAAUGGUUCGGUUGAUAACCACUAUGUGGGACAGAGUUUCUCCUAAGGAUGGUCAAGAUGAGGUGGAAGAGCUUCAAGAAGAAUUCUGGAGCGAAAUACUUGCUGCCGGGGCAAAGACGGAUCGCUGUAUCGAUGCUACCGAGGAUGGCAAACGUAUCAUCCGGUCGAUCCUAAAAUCACCUCCUGUGCGAUUGAAAUUCCAAAAAGAAAUCGAGAACGGCGUUGAACCGGCGGCGACGGCUGCUGGCAAAUUUGUCGCCGAUAAAAUUGUGGAACUGCUGGGAGAACGUGUCAAAGAAAUAAAGGUGUUACAAGAUCAACUGGCCGGGCUUACGUGCGAUCGCACUAAGGAGGCAGAAAGGGAAAGAGCGUCCCAAGAAAACCUUCAAAAGUUGAACGAAGCUCAAGAAUCAAUCAAAGAUCUAAAGGAAGAGUUGAGAAAGUUGAAGGAAAGUGUGGCGGACCUUGAGAAUUCGAAAAGUGGUGGGUGCAUUAUACUGUAA